UUAUCAUCGGAGCCUGGACCCUCAUUCCUGAUUCUCCACAUCCCGUCCUACCUUCCCCUCCGAACAUUCCGCGGGGACGAACAGAUAAAUCCAAUACCUGAGCCCUUUCUUCCGCCGACUUACUGCCCGUUGUACAAGAAUUCCGCGGUCACUGCUUGCUAGCAGCGAGUCACACGGACCGACUGUUUGCCUGCGUUGCUGCUUAGCUCGGCUCCAGCUCUUUCACAUCAUGGCGCCGAUUAAUGCAAUAGGGGUGGAAACGAGCCAGGAUGAUGAGCAUGAGCAUAUGCAUGAAGAGCCCGUGGAGGAUGAAGAGGAGGACGGCGCUGACCUGGACCCUUCUCUCCAAGAACACCUGGAACGUCAGCGCAGGCUUGAUGAAUUCCUGUCGCCUAUAGCUUUGGAUGAAGCCGUCCUGUAUAAACUUGCGCGCCGAUUUUCCACCGUAUACCGGGAUCUGGCUCUGCAUUCCAAGGAGCAGUUCUUGCCGACACCAGUGACUAGGUUGCCUACCGGCUUGGAAACAGGCCGGUAUCUGGCUAUCGAUGUUGGUGGGACUAAUCUGCGUGUUGCAUUCAUCGAGUUGCUGGGGGAAGCUACUGAGUCAGACGUACGUUCCACAGACGCGUCGGAGAGAUCUCGCGACACCAUCCGUAAGGCGCAGCGACAGCGCGUUAGACGGACCUUGGAGAGAGCAUGGCCUAUACAAGAGCAUCUGAAGAUGGAUAAGGCAGAGGACCUAUUCUCGUGGAUUGGAGACUGCAUUGCGGAAGUGGUGGCGGAGAGUUUAACUUCUGAGGCAACGAGAGGCCACGUCCCAGAAGAGUUGGAGAUGGGUAUUACGUUCAGUUUCCCGAUAAUGCAAGAGUCUCUCACGGAAGCUACAUUGAUGCCCAUGGGUAAAGGGUUUGCCAUCACGUCAGACCUUGAUCUGCGCAAAAUUCUACUUAGUGGGUAUGAAAAGCAUACACGGCGUCCAGACAAUGAAUCCGAGCCUUCAAGCAAACGCCGGAAGCUAUUUGAACUUCCCAAACUCAAGAUCGCCGCCAUUACCAACGACACUGUUGCUACACUGGCUUCCCUUGCAUAUGCUGUGAAAUCCUUGCCCAAUAGCCGAGUCGCUAUGGGUAUGAUUGUGGGCACGGGAUGUAAUGCCACAAUUCCCAUGAAACUCGGUAUGUUACAUGAGGCCAAGGCGAAGCAUGUGAAGUCAAAGGACCCGCAAGCAGAGGAGACGGUGGUGAAUACUGAAUGGACAAUCGCCGGUGCCGCUUCCCCGUUAAGAGAACUCAACAUCAUAACUAAAUGGGAUGUUGAACUCGACAGGGCAUGUGCACGUCCCGGUUUCCAGCCGUUUGAAUACCUGACCGGUGGUCGAUACAUUGGCGAGCUCGUUCGGCUCGUUCUCUAUGACUACCUCACAGGUGUCAGUGGACUCUCUAAACGGGUACUGCCCGCGACCCUCAUCCAGGAGUAUGCCUUGACCACAACCUUCGUUUCGGAUAAAGUUGCCCGCUCUCGGUCGGAUCCAGAGCUGGCUGACGAGUUGUCUCGCUCUCUGCCUCCGCCUGAGAAUAGCGAGUGGAGUUGGGAUGCUGUGUCGGCAGGGGUCUUUCGUAAGAUCGCCCGGACUGUACAGAGACGAUCUGCUGGUUUGAUUGCUGCAGCAGUUGUGGGGUUGCUUGCCUGUGCGCAGGAAAUCGAACUAAAGGUGGACAGCCACGAGGGUUCGCCGCAGAAUCCCAGUGUCCCUUUGCCCGAGGUAAACGGCGCACCAGAUUUGUCUGCUGUGUCCCAGACUCUGUCUACAUCAAGCUUGGAUCCAAACGAUCCUAGGAGCAGCCGUGGGCCCAUUGUUCCGGUUCUCUCUCCUACACCCACCCCUGCAGACUGGCAGUCAGGCCCUGAGGAACUGGUGGUGGCGUACACUGGCGGCAUCAUCCAGCACUACCCCAACUUCAAGGAGAUGUGCCAGCAAUAUAUCGACCGGCUCAUCAUGAGGACAGGCCCGCAGAAGAGCGGGAAGUCGGUCUUUUUGCGGGAAGCCUCGGAUGGCGGAGUCAUUGGUGCUGGCGUUCUUGCCGGAAUGGUGGGCAACCGGUGAUGACCACCCCGUCGCUCCAUCACGAUUGAGAAGAUAUUUGAUUUUGGGCUGAUCUUAUGAGCGAUUUACGGAGUC
This is a messenger RNA of Aspergillus ibericus CBS 121593, 2179 nucleotides long. Its product is annotated as hexokinase family protein. Gene Ontology annotation, biological process: glucose 6-phosphate metabolic process; glycolytic process; intracellular glucose homeostasis. Lineage: Eukaryota; Fungi; Ascomycota; Eurotiomycetes; Eurotiales; Aspergillaceae. The transcript has 2 exons. Gene Ontology annotation, cellular component: mitochondrion; cytosol. The record is from RefSeq and is a predicted model, not a curated record. Bases 230 to 2104 code for a protein of 624 amino acids. Gene Ontology annotation, molecular function: mannokinase activity; glucokinase activity; fructokinase activity.